AUGCUGAUUUUCAAAGCCUUCCCCUAUAUUAAGUGGUCUAGUAACUGGAAAGAGCUCUUAUCUAUGGUUGAGAGCUGCACUCAUGUUAUGAAGGCUAUUCAAGUUACAUGGCAUAAACCUCCUUGCAAUUUAGUAAAGAUAAACAUUGAUAGAAGUGCCUUAGAUAACCUAGGAAGAAUAUGGGCUAGGGGUAUCCUAAGGGAUCAUAGAGGGAAGCUCAUUUAUGCCUCCGCAGCACCACUUGGUUUUUAUUCUAACAACCAAGCUAAGGUACAGGCUGCAGUAUUGGGCAUCACUUGGUGCAUUCAACAUGGAUAUAGUAGGGUACUUUUGGAGGUAGACUUAGAGCUUCGUAUUCAAUGGCUAAGAUGGGAAUUCAAACCACCUUGGUCCAUCAAAGACUACAUCAAUGAGCUACAAGACUUGAUCAAUUUCCUGGACUACUUUCAAUGUAAGCACAUAUUUAGGGAAGCAGAUUAUCCUCUGAUACUUUCUCUAAACAUAGUCAUAAGAUUGACAGGACCUACCAGAUCUAUAAUAUUCAGCAACUUUCUAAAGAGACAAGAGGGUACUACAUAUUUGACAAGCUGGGCAUUUCAAGCUUCAGAAGACAAAAGCUGA
Messenger RNA from Solanum dulcamara, 621 nucleotides. RefSeq lists its product as uncharacterized. The record is from RefSeq and is a predicted model, not a curated record. Lineage: Eukaryota; Viridiplantae; Streptophyta; Magnoliopsida; Solanales; Solanaceae. The transcript has a single exon. Gene Ontology annotation, molecular function: nucleic acid binding; RNA-DNA hybrid ribonuclease activity. Bases 1 to 621 code for a protein of 206 amino acids.